AUGUGGGGCAAGGCUUCGCUCUUCUCCUCCUCCCAUCGCCCGAAGCAUCUCAAACUUCGCAGUAAGAUCAACCGAGCGAGAAGCAUCGGGGACUAUCCCAGUGCCCGAGAACUCUUGCGCAAGUAUGCCAAGGAAGUGCCGAACUCAGGGUACGAGCAGACAGUUCUAGCCGAGUGCAUGCUGGAUGCAGGAGGAGAAGCCGGUUUACAGCAGGCCCUCCAUCACAUCGACCUUGCCGGCAAACUUCACUGCGAGCCACAAGACCUUGUCGAGAACCGCAUCCUCCGAGGAAUCGUCGGCACAUGUGCGGGUGAUCAUUCGGGCAGUCUGGUUUUCCUUGAGGGGUUGGAGGAAGCGACAGUCAGGAUUUUUAACACACAUGGAGCAGAGGAAGAAGACAGAGUUGAAACGUACUACCGCAUGAGAUUGUUUAUAUCCGCAUAUGCUGCAAAGCUGUCAGCGCUCCAGUCCUUGGGGAAAAUUGAAGAAAUAGAGGUUUGCUCAAGAGCACUUGUAGAAUUCGUGCGAUCAGAGCGGAAAAAUCUGCUUGACAUUCUUGAAGAAGAAGACACGAUAAAGGGCUGCCUCGACCACCUCAUGCUGCUUCGGAUGUUGCGAGGGGUUUUGAUGCGACCAUUCAUGGUCAGUAGCGGUCGAGGAGAGAUUUGUGAAAUGAUUGAUUCGCUUGAGAGCGUCUUACUGUCUUGCCACUUCCAACUUGGUUCCUCCUUCCGACGGAUAGUCCGAGCUUCUUUCACCAGACUUGUGUGCGCAGGCGCGUUGAUGCAGCAUGAAGCUGCUCCUUCGCGCGGCCUGUUGGUUGAGGGAGCUCAGAAGAAGAAUCUGUCGAGAGCUGUUGAGCUUGCAGUCUCCAUUGCGAUGAAAGAAGACGAUGCAGCUGAGGCAGACAUGAUGGACGAAUGCAGCGAUCAUGAUGUUGUGUCUGAUGGACCUUCGCUGCUGCCUUGCCCUGUUGACGAGUUGGCCAUGCUCACUUGCUCACUGGAUGUAUGCCCGCCAAGCCUUGCUGAGCUCAAAUGUGCCGAAACCUCUUGGCAAUCAUCAGUUCAGAUUGCCCCAUCAGUGUCGACUGUACUUCUGCUCGUUGUUGGCGUCCUCACGCUGACCUUGAAAAUGGAGAGUCUAUCCUUGGAGCAUGAUCUCAGAGGCCAUCCCGAGGUGCAAACAGAGGAUCCCGAGGGGUUCAACUCAAAGAACAAGGUCUAUAUCAGCAAGCUGAUGUACGUGAAGGCUUGCUAUCACAGGCCACGAGACGUUGGUAAGGGGCUCGAAGUUGCUCGAGCGCUGCUGGAAGAAGGAGGAGCAGCAAGAGUGAAGGCACUGGAGGCUGUCGUGGUGGGGAACCUGCUCCGUCUGAAGCAAGGGAUGCUGCCCUGCUCCAACGCUCCUGGGGGUUGCCUUGCGCAUGUCGAGGAGAAGCGAAAAGUGUGUGGAGAGAGCGUGAAGCUGUUGGAAGAAGCGCAGGGGCUGGAGCCUAUGGACGUCAAACUGCGCGUGCUCGAGGCGUUGGCGCUUGCCUUGUCUGAUCAGGGAACGAGAAGCUCGCACUUGAUGUUAUGGAUCAAGCGCUCGCGACACCUUCAGCUUCUAUUAGCGGAAGCACUCGGUCCUCUUGUUCUCUGGGCGCAGGUCCUGCAUGUGAAGCUUCUGACCGCGAGCAUGCAACGUCCUCAAGCACUCAAGCUUCUCUUCGAUGUGAUUCACCGAGCUAGCCGACAGGACCUUGUUCUCGCACGCGAUUCCACCUCCUCCCAAGACGCGCUUGUCCACUUUCAGCGCCUUCUGCAGGACGUCGAGGCCGGGCGAGGAGGUUGCAACGUGCAGACAGCAGGGCUGUGGGUGGCGUGCGCUGAGACAUACGUGCUGGAGAGAGAGCUUGAGCACGCGACUACCACCAUCGCAAUCGCAAAGAGGUUGUCGCCCUUCCUCCCAGACGUCGCUUUCCUUCAGGUAGGACGGGAGGAAGGCGUGCAGGAGCAGGGGCUCAUCGCGAAGGAGCUGGGGAAACCCGAUGCAGCGCUUGAAUAUUUCAACAAGACAAUCGCUCUCGAUCCCCAGCAUGUCCGAGCUCUGGUGCAGAUAGCUGAGAUGCAAACGAAGGAAAGUCCCCGCGAAGCUGCUGAUCUUCUUCGUCGGGCUGUUGCGAGCGACAGCAGCGUCUCCUCCAGCUGGAAGCUUCUCGGGCAUUCGCUGAGAGAAAUGGGAGACGAGGAGGGAGGACGUGAAUGUUUUCAGCGGUACAUGGAGCUUGAGAGGAUUUCUGUUCCUGUCUCCUUCCUGCAAUUUCCCGUGCAAUUCGGCAGCUGA
Guillardia theta CCMP2712 is the source of this 2328-nucleotide messenger RNA. RefSeq lists its product as hypothetical. The record is from RefSeq and is a predicted model, not a curated record. Bases 1 to 2328 code for a protein of 775 amino acids. The transcript is spliced from 12 exons. Lineage: Eukaryota; Cryptophyceae; Pyrenomonadales; Geminigeraceae. Gene Ontology annotation, molecular function: protein binding.